Molecule: messenger RNA, 5004 nt
Organism: Pseudomyrmex gracilis
Lineage: Eukaryota; Metazoa; Arthropoda; Insecta; Hymenoptera; Formicidae
Product: citron Rho-interacting kinase-like
Exons: 13
Coding region: 258-4766 (1502 amino acids)
Biological process (GO): peptidyl-threonine phosphorylation; actomyosin structure organization
Cellular component (GO): cytoplasm; cytoskeleton
Molecular function (GO): protein serine/threonine kinase activity
Source: RefSeq, a predicted model, not a curated record
UUAAAUUCAAAUCCGACGCACGAAGCUGAUUGUGACCGUUAGAAGUCACAACGCAGUAGUUUACAUCACUCAUAAUACGCUAAGUUUUUAGUAUAAAAUUAUUGUUAUGAUUAAUAACGCGCGAUAAAAGUGAAUAAAUCCAGUGAUUCAAAUACAAGUUUGAGUGUUUAUUCCAGUGAUAAAUUCUCAUCAUUUAUAAAAGCUAUUUAAGGUAUGUAUUUGUAUACUAUUAAAGAGGUUCAAAAGUGCAAAGAAGCAUGGAUCUAGAAAAGGGAGAAAAAUUAUGCCAUGAGCAAUACAAGAAAAUAUUGAAGACCUGUGACAAGUUUUCAAGUAAAUCCAAGCACUUCUUUGAUCCAAAUGAAAAAGACAAAAAGAUGACAGUUCUUGAGAAAGAACUUAUAUGUGCAAAAUCGGAAUUGGCAAACAUUAAGAGAACAUUAGAAUUAGAACGGCAGGAAAGACAAGAUUCAGAAACACGUGCACUUAAAUUAAUAAGAGAAGAUAAACGCAAGAGAGAGAAUGCAGAAAAGACUAAAGUUGAGCAACUAAACAAGCAUAUUGAAUCACAAACUAAAAAGAUUACAGAACUGUGUGCAACUAAUUGUGAGUUAAGCUCACGUUUGCAAAGAACAGAAUGUGAAUUGCAAACUGCAAAUGCAGAAUUAGAGAAAUUACGUAUAUUUCAAACACAAUAUAAGGAAUCCUUGGCAAAAACACGUGAGUUAAAUAGACAAAGUAUUCAUGGUGUUGAAGUUAAGCUAGAAGAAAUAGCUGCUCGUGCUCAUAAUCAGUUGGCUGAUUUAAGAGCAAAAUUAGAUUUUGAAACAGCAAAGAAUAAAGAUCUUGAGAGUAAAUUACGAGAUGAGCAAGAUUUAAAUCAUUGUCGAGAGUCACGAUUGAAUGUUGCUCUAGAGCUUGCUCAGACUGAAUUAAAAGACUGUCAGGAACAAUUACAUACUUUACAAGCUACAUUACCAGCGAGAGAUGCUGAGAUAGAAGCUUUACGCAAGCAACUUCAAGACAGAACAAAACAGAUAGAUGAUUUAAGGACAUCAGAACAGAUGCUCACAAAUCUGCAAGAACAAUUAGAAAGAAUAAAUCUUGAAAACGAACAGUUAAAACAGCAAUUGCAGGUGACAAAAUUAGAAUUAAAUGAGACUAUAGUAGAUUUGGAGCAAAGAGAAACACUUGCUGAAAAUCUAGAACAAGUAACACAAGAUAAGGCUGUAUUGCAAAAAAGAUUACAAGAUUCUUUAAAGAAAGAAGAAGAACAGUUACGCAAAGUUUGCAAUUUGGAAGAACUAUUAAAACGAUUAGAAUAUAGAAUUACAAAACUGGAGGCAGAGAAGGCUAGUCUUCUGAAGAAAGAAUUAGAUGAAGGACAAGGAUCAACUCAUACAGUUUUUGAAGAAACAAAUACAGACAUACAUUGGCCAGAAAAAGUAGAAAAACUAAAUCAGCAAGUUGAAGCUUUACAGGAAGAAUUAACAGUUGAAAAACAAAUAGCAAAGCAGGCUCGAUUAAAUCUAUGGAAGAAAGAAAAAGAGUUAUCAGAUGCUAAUUUGGAUAAACGUAUAGCUAUAAGAGAGACUAAGAGAGUUGAAGAUAGGAUCAAAAUGCUGCAAGAAGAAAAACAAAAAUUACAAGAAAAAUUAAGCAACAAAACAAAAGAAGAAGAAGAAAAUUCUAAAAAGCUGUUGAAAGAAUUGGAUAUCGCGAAAAUAUCAUUGAACAAUAUUACAAAAGAGGCAUCUAGAAAUAAAAUGCAAGCAGAUUCAGCACAAAAGGCGUUGAUCCAGGCUAAUAAGCAGAUUGAAGAACUUCAAUCUUCAAGUGCGUCAUUACGUAGGGAACUGGAUGCAGUUCGUAAGCAAAUACGAUCAAAUCAAGAACGCGUCGAUAGUUUGAGUGCUGAGAAUAGAUGUUUAACACAAAAAAUUGCUAAAUAUUGCGAAGAAAAGACUGAACUUGAGUCAAAAAUCGCAAAAUUAGAACAGGAUAUUAAAGGUCACGAAUUAAAUACUGCGCUUUUAAAAGAGACUUGUACAGUAUUGGAGGAACAGUUGACAGAUUACGAGAGAUUAACAAGUGAUCACGAAACGCGUGAAAAUAUAUUAAUACAAGAUAAAAUGAAGCUGCAAAAAGAUUUAGAAGCAGCUGAAAUAAAAGUGCGUGAGGCUCGUAUAGCGCAAGACGAAGAGAAAAUGCGGCGGAUAGUUGCUGAGCGUAACAUCGAGCAACUAGAAUCGGAAACAAGCGAUAUAGAAACUGAAAGAAAUAGCCUUAUCGUUCAAAGAAAUCAAUACAAGAAACUCAUUCAAGAGCUCAGCAUGCAAGUAGAAGAGCUGACUACGAAGUGUGACGAGUUGGAAUUCGAGUUCUCGGAAAUGAGUUGUGCUUUAGAAUCUGCUAAAAAAGAAUCGAUACUCGUGAAAGAAGAAAGCAGCGAAUAUUUGACGAGAAUACACGACUUGAAAGAAGCAAAUUUCAAGCUUAUAUCGGAUUUGCAAAUUAGCAUAGAUCAAGGCCAAGAAUUGAGAUUAAGAAUAACAGAAUUAGAGAACAUUGUCGAUGAAAUGAGACAUUUCUAUCAGGAGAGAGAAGUGAAAGCCGAAGGUACUCGGCAACAGCAGACUAAAUUGAUCGAUUACUUACAAUUAAAAUUAGAAGAAUGUAGUAAGAAGAAGAAAACUGUAUGCGACAAAAUCCUUGGUACGAAACAAAAAGAGAAUAUACCGCCUGUAGGUGCAGCCAUGCCUGUAGGAUAUCGCGAAUUAGAAAAUCAACUUGCUAAAGAACGCGCGAAAGUAAAAACAUUAACAGAUCAGUUAUUAAUCGAGAAAGCGAAGAUUAUCUCCGCGUCCGCACCUACAUCUCCCACAUUAGAACGCGAAAGCAAGAAAAUGAAAGAUAUGACGGAGAUCAGCAAUUCAUUAAUUAGGCAAUUGUCUCCACAAAAAAUAGGACACAACAUUCCACAUAAAUUCAACGUCGAAUUGCCUAUGCGUGCUGGAAAAUGUGCGGCGUGUCUAGAAGUCGUACAAUUUGGAAAACGCGCCGCAAUUUGUAGCGAGUGUCAAAUUAUAACACAUUUAGAAUGCGCGAUGUCUGUACCUGCAAAUUGUGGUCUACCAAGUAAUUACUCCAACUUUUACUAUCACAAAGCAUGUAGAGACAGCAACGAAAGCUUAUCGUCAAUUGGAGAUAGUGUUCAAACAUUGGCGAUAGAUCAGCCAGAUAAUCCGAAUCAGCCAGAUAAUACGAAUCACCAAAGUAGUUCUUGUAAUGAAAACAAAGUUUCUAUGGAGGGAUGGGUAAAAGUUCCCGGUAAGUCAAAAUCAUGUUGGGAAAGAAAAUAUCUGAAAUUAGAAGGAACUUGUUUGUCUAUCUAUGAGCAUCAGCCGUCUCCAGAGAUGACACCACUUACUCGUUUGCAUUUAAUUGAGAACAAUGGGUGCAAUAUUUCUGACACGGUGCAACAUACUGAUGUGUUGGGAACAACAAAAUCUGAUUUACCGUUCAUCUUUAGAAUAAAAUCGAACUCCAUAAAUAUUUGCCAGCCUUCAUCCAGUUUGGAUGUCAUGGCUCUGAGUCAGAUCGAUAAAAAGAACUGGCUUAAGGCUUUAGAUGCUGUUACUUAUCAAAGUUUAUAUUCUAUGCCAAAAAAGUAUCAAAUUGUACUUAGAUUAGAAAAGCAUCAGUUGGAUUUAAACUGUGUUGUGAAUCUGGACACGGAAGAUGUGCUUUUGUUAGGUGCAAAAGAAGGUCUCUUUUCGUAUUGUCCUUCUAAAUCUCAAACGCUCACUACAAUACGUGGUGUUAAACAAAUAUAUCAGCUUUCACUACAUUCUCACUUAGAUCUAGCUUUAAUGAUAGCUGGUGAAUACAGAGAAUUAGUGUACUGUAACUUAAAGCUACUUAAAAAUAAUGCUUUAGCUGCUGACUGUUCUAAACCAGCAAUCAGUACAAAAAGCGUGUUAUCUGCUCCUGAUAGUUGCCAUCUUUAUCAAUUAGAAGGCGAAAUAUUGUGUGUUGCCACUGCAUCUCAUGUAAUGUUACUUAAAUGGAAAAUUGGAGAAGAUUUCGAAGAAAAUUUUGUCAGGCUUCACCAAUUUAAAACUGAAGAACCUUGCAGUUGUGCCAUAUUUACAUCCAAUUUCCUCAUUAUAGGAUGUCAAAAGUUUUUCCAAAUCGAUUUAAAAACUUAUAAUAUAGUUGAAUUUUCUGAUGACGAAGCUAAAGUUGGUAUAUUUCCUAUUUGCAUUUUAAAUAUCUCGAACACACGUGAUACGACUGAACUUUUACUGUGUUAUAAUGAAUUUGGUGUAUUUGUAAACGAAAAUGGCAGAAAAACUCGUGCUAUUAAGCCAGUAUGGAAUCAUUUACCUUUUGCUUUUGCAUUCUGCAAGCCAUAUUUGUUUAUUAUUCAUUUUUCAUCUGUCGAGAUUGUAAAACUUGAUGCAGACACGUAUAAUUCGUCAGAUAAAAAUCCUAUACGUAUUUUAAUCGAACUGUUUAGUCCACGUUACCUUGGUACAAGUAGCUCAAAAGGAAUUUAUGUGGCGACUACAAAUUCUUAUCUUGAAUUACUAAAAAUAGAUGGUUCUUCUAACAUGUCAGGAUUGUAUGGCAGUUUAUCAAGUCUGGACACAUUAGGUCAAACAGAUGAAAGUAGUUCAGAAUUUAGUUUCACAUCAAGCUUAAUGGAAGCUUUAGAUGGAGCAGGAAAGAAAGUACACUUUGCCGGAGUGCAUAAAUAUUGAAACUAUAUAUAAUAUUUAAGUUAAUUUUUGAAAUAUUUCUUAGCCUUUUAGAAGCUAAAGUUAUAAAAGUAACAUAUGUAUAAAAAUGUUUAUAUAAAUGUAAUUAUGAAGACCAUAUUUAACUUUUAUUGUGUCAAAUAAAAAAUUUAAAUUAACUACUAUUUAAAGGCUACUUGUCGUAUAUUGGUUUUUAUGGUAAAUAUAUAGAAUAGGGGAGCCCCCUCCGAUCGGCUACUCG